Molecule: messenger RNA, 321 nt
Organism: Scedosporium apiospermum
Lineage: Eukaryota; Fungi; Ascomycota; Sordariomycetes; Microascales; Microascaceae
Exons: 4
Coding region: 1-321 (106 amino acids)
Biological process (GO): cytoplasmic translation
Cellular component (GO): cytosolic large ribosomal subunit; ribosome
Molecular function (GO): structural constituent of ribosome
Source: RefSeq, a predicted model, not a curated record
AUGGCGAAGGAAGCUGCCCCAAAGAGCGGCAUCGCCGCCGGCAUCAACAGCGGCCAUAAAACCACCCCCCGCGUUGCCAAGCCCCGUGUUUCCAGGACCAAGGGUCACUUGAGCAAGCGUACCGCCUUCGUCCGUGAGGUCGUCAAGGAGGUUGCUGGUCUCGCCCCCUACGAGCGCCGAGUUAUCGAAUUGCUCCGCAACAGCAGGGACAAGCGCGCCAGGAAGCUCGCGAAGAAGCGGCUCGGAACUUUCGGUCGUGCCAAGAAGAAGGUCGACGAGCUCCAGCGCGUCAUCGCCGAGUCCCGCCGCACCGGUCACUAA